Molecule: messenger RNA, 1167 nt
Organism: Striga hermonthica
Lineage: Eukaryota; Viridiplantae; Streptophyta; Magnoliopsida; Lamiales; Orobanchaceae
Source: the annotation of a GenBank genome assembly
AUGGCGAACAGGGUUCCGUUUAUUCAGCAACAACAGAGUGCUGAUUUCUCAAGUCAAGGAAACGAGGUAAAGGAUGCUUUGUAUGAAGAGCUAUGGAAAGCCUGUGCAGGUCCUUUGGUGGACGUUCCUAAGGUUGGGGAAAGGGUUUAUUAUUUCCCGCAAGGGCACAUGGAACAAUUGGAGGCAUCUACAAAUCAGGAGUUGAACCAAAGGAUACCGAUGUUUAAUAUGCCUCCAAAGAUCCUAUGUCGUGUAUUCAACAUUCAGUUACUGGUUGAGCAAGAUACUGAUGAAGUUUAUGCACAAAUUACCCUGAUGCCCGAAGCUGAUCAAACUGAACCCAGAAGUCUGGAUAAUUGUCCUGACGAGCCUCCUAGGCCUGCCGUUUCCUCCUUCUGCAAAGUUCUCACUGCCUCAGAUACGUGCACACAUGGUGGAUUUUCUGUCCUCCGAAAACAUGCGAACGAGUGUUUUCCACCCCUGGAUAUGAACCAACCGACUCCAACUCAGGAAUUGGUUGCUAAGGAUCUUAAUGGAACCACAUGGCAUUUUAAGCAUAUAUUUAGAGCAGGUCAACGGAGGCAUUUGCUCACAACUGGGUGGAGCACGUUCGUCUCCUCCAAGAGAUUAGUAGCGGGUGAUUCUUUCGUAUUUCUAAGGGGAGAGAGUGGAGAAUUACGUGUUGGUGUCAGGCGAUAUGCCCGGCAACAGAAUUCCAUGCAGUCGUCAGUAAUUUCAAGCCAGAGCAUGCACUUGGGAGUCCUUGCAACUGCAUCUCAUGCCGUUUUAACUCAGACUCUCUUUGUUGUUUAUUACAAACCAAGGACUAGUCAAUUCAUCAUUGGACUGAACAAGUUUCUAGAAGCUGUAAAUCAAGAAUUUGGAGUUGGUAUGAGAUUCAGGAUGCGGUUUGAGGGGGAUGAUUCUCCAGAGCGGAGGUUUUCGGGUACAAUUGUCGGGAUGGAGGAUAUUUCUCAACACUGGAAAAAUUCCAAAUGGCGAACAUUAAAGGUUCAGUGGGAUGAGCCUGCAUCUGUUCCAAGACCCGAGAGGGUUUCCCCGUGGGAGAUUGAACCAUUUGUUGCAACUGUCCCCACAACAAUUCAGCCGCCCAUAGUGAAACAUAAGAGACUUCGGCCGAACAUUGAAAUCCCACUACCGGGUUAG